AUGCUGCGGAAGCGCGGCGGGCCCGGGCAGAUGGCGGAGUGCGGCGCGGCGGGCGGCGCGGCGGGGGCGCCGAGCCGGCACGAGAAGAGCCUGGGCCUGCUCACCACCAAGUUCGUGUCGCUGCUGCAGGAGGCCAAGGACGGCGUGCUCGACCUCAAGCUGGCCGCGGAUACGCUGGCGGUGCGGCAGAAACGGCGGAUCUACGAUAUCACCAACGUCCUGGAAGGCAUCGGCCUCAUCGAGAAGAAAUCCAAGAACAGCAUCCAGUGGAAAGGGGUGGGUCCUGGCUGCAACACCCGUGAAAUAGCCCACAAACUCAUUGAGCUGAAGGCAGAUAUAGAGGACCUGGAGCAGCGGGAGCAGGAGCUGGAGCAGCAGAAGAUGUGGGUGCAACAGAGCAUCAAAAACGUCACGGAAGACGUGCAGAACAGUCGGCUAGCGUAUGUGACGCAUGAAGAUAUCUGCAAGUGCUUCACAGGAGAUACCCUGCUUGCCAUUCGAGCACCGUCGGGCACGCGCUUGGAGGUCCCCAUCCCCGAGGGCAUAAAUGGGCAGAAAAAAUACCAGAUCCACCUGAAGAGCACAAGUGGCCCGAUUGAUGUCCUUCUAGUAAACAAAGAUGCUUGGAGCUCCCCUCCUGUAGUGCUACCCGUCCCUCCCCCCGAAGACCUCAUUCAGUGCCAGCCCGUCGUGCCCUCCAAACCGCAGAUCCCGCCGCUUGCCCACGGCCAGGAGGCGGCUGUGCCCAGCAGCUCCCAGCCUUCCACGCCGACACCCACCAGCACCCAGGACCACGGUCCUCCCGCACACAAAGCUCCCAGCGCAGGCGGGGUCUCGGCGGCGGAGCCCAAGAGCGCGGGGGACCUGGAGCCGCUGGGCUCGGCGCCGGCCUUGGACACCCAGACCCUGCAGUCCUCUGCCUCGCUGGACAGCGGCGCCGGCCUGCCCAACCCCUCGGCCUCCUUCGAGCCCAUCAAGCCAGAUGCCACGGGAAUGCUGGAACUUCCCAAAGAGCUCUCAGAGAUGUUUGAUCCAACAAGAGAGUGUAUGAACUCGGAGCUACUGGAGGAGCUGAUGUCGUCGGAAGUGUUCGCCCCGCUGCUCCGCCUCUCCCCUCCUCCCGGGGACCACGACUACAUCUACAACCUGGAUGAGAGCGAAGGCGUCUGCGACCUCUUUGAUGUGCCUGUCCUCAACCUCUGACUCCUCGGCGUGGCUGCGAGCCUCGCGCACACACAGACCGUUUUGUAACUCCUUGGAAAGUGUCUAUUUUUGGAUUCCUUUUGUGCUAGAGCUCAAUGAGUGAGCAACCCAGAGAUGCUCUCACAUGGACUCAAACCCACGAGAUACGGACUUGCAGGCCGGGAGCCUCCCUGUAGCUUGUUUUUUUUUUCUGUCCCUGUGUUGCACAUAUGAGGUCUUUGACUUAACUCAUCCCGCUGUAUCCCUGUCUCUCCACUGGAUCCUGGGCCUCACUUCAAAGGGUCGGUUUUUGAGUGUUCCCAGUUCAGCUGUAGAGUUUGCCCGCGUGCCUCUCCGAGCUUCCUCAGAUCCGCAUGCCUUGGAUUUCCUGCAAUCCUAGAUGCACUUUGCACCUCCUAGGCAGCAGCUGCUACCAGGAGCCUUAGUAUUGUGGUCAGUUCACAAGCCCGGAGGUAGUUAGUUAGAUUUUUCCUUGUGAGCAGUUCAGCUUGGGGUUGUUUGAAUGACAGCGGGGGGAAAACAUUGGCACCAAAGUGUCAGAUUUCUUUGCAGACCAAGUUAAUGUUUUUCAAGCAAAAAGCACUUUUUUUUCUCUUUUUCUUUAAGCUUCCGGCUCCUCACGCCACAGCUGCGCCGCUUGUGCAGCGCUGCGGAAGGGGGGCCGGGUUUUCCAGAGCAGAGAGAUGCCUGCAAGGGCAGCCUGGGCUCCUGUCUGCAAGGUACUCCAGGUACACCAGAGCCUGCUCACGUUUGCAAAUAGCUGCGUUCUCCGACCAUUGCACUUGAGCCUUCAGCUGUCUAAAAGGCACCCGAACAGUAGCAGUUCAGCCGUGCUUUGCUGUGACAAGUUACGUAGGUGUUCUCAGGCUAGGCGGUAGGUUUCUCCUCCUUUAUUCGCAUCUGCUCGGGAUCAGACUUUCUGUAUAUUUGACUUUGCGCCUCCAGUGUCCAUCCCCACGCUCCUGAUCCUGAUGCUGACUGGCAUGAUGCUUUCUCUGCGUUUUUUUUUUUUCUUUUGGCGAGCUUUUCUUCACUGCUUUGUAACAGAAGGUCUGCUGUAGGAUCUUGAUGAUGAUGUUGAGGUGAUAGCAGUCUCGGAUCCCACGCAUUUUAGUUGUUGGAGUAGAAGGCCCUUAUGGGUUUCUGCUGCGUUUUGCAUGCCCCGGCCUACGUCUUUGGGCAGAUCCUGUGUUUGAAUAUCUGAAUUUCGUACCUCUCCCUCCAUCGCAGCGGUCGCAGCUGCCGAGUCCCCUGCUCAGCAACCUGCUAGAGGGGCUGGGCCGGGAGGCAGGGCCUGCCCC
Molecule: messenger RNA, 2504 nt
Organism: Nothoprocta perdicaria
Lineage: Eukaryota; Metazoa; Chordata; Aves; Tinamiformes; Tinamidae
Gene: E2F4
Product: E2F transcription factor 4
Exons: 11
Coding region: 1-1203 (400 amino acids)
Biological process (GO): regulation of transcription by RNA polymerase II
Cellular component (GO): RNA polymerase II transcription regulator complex
Molecular function (GO): protein dimerization activity; DNA-binding transcription factor activity, RNA polymerase II-specific; RNA polymerase II cis-regulatory region sequence-specific DNA binding
Source: RefSeq, a predicted model, not a curated record